Columba livia (rock pigeon) is the source of this 2258-nucleotide messenger RNA. RefSeq names its product MPV17 mitochondrial inner membrane protein like (gene MPV17L). Gene Ontology annotation, biological process: cellular response to reactive oxygen species; mitochondrial ribosome assembly. The record is from RefSeq and is a predicted model, not a curated record. Lineage: Eukaryota; Metazoa; Chordata; Aves; Columbiformes; Columbidae. Gene Ontology annotation, cellular component: membrane; cytoplasm; mitochondrion. Bases 1 to 597 code for a protein of 198 amino acids. The transcript is spliced from 4 exons.
AUGGCCGGGGCGCUGCUCCGCGCUGGGGUGCGCCGCUUCCCCUGGCUCUGCAACGUGCUGCUCUACGGGGGGCUCUUCACGGCGGGGGACGCGGCGCAGCAGCUGUGGCGGCGGCGGCGGGGGGGGCAGCCGCCCAACUGGGCGCAGACGCGGCGGGUGGCGCUGCUGGCCCUCGGCUUCCACGGCAACUUCAGCUACCUCUGGCUGCGGGCGCUGGAGCGGGCGCUGCCGGGCCGCCGCCCGGCCGCCGUGCUCGGCAAGGUGCUCUGCGACCAGCUGCUCGGCGCCCCCGCCGCCGUCUUCGGCUUCUACACGGGUAUGAGCAUCCUUCAGAAGAAAGAGGACAUCUUUGCAGACUGUAGAAAGAAAUUUUGGAAUACCUAUAAGACGGGACUGAUGUACUGGCCUUUUGUGCAGCUGUCCAACUUCCUUUUGGUGCCCGUUCACCUGCGAACAGCUUACUCUGGGCUCUGUGGCUUUGUCUGGGCCACCUUCCUUUGCUUUUCCCAGCAGAGCGGAGAUGGCACAGCAAAGUCGGCCUUGAUGUGGCUCCAAAGAGAGAAGCUCAAUGCAGAUGAAGAAUCAUCAGAGAAAUAAGAACUCUAGUUCUGAACACUUGUUAAAUUAAGUUUAUGGAAGUCAGUAAACCCACCCUGCAGCCUCAUUGCUGUGUUUAGUCAUCUCAACAUCUCAACAUUUGUUGGUUAGUAUAAGCAGUGGAACAGUUUGUGUUUGUGUCUGUUUUUCAUAAAAGAGGCCAAUUGUUUAUUGGCAUUUAAUUAUUUUCAUGCUGCCAGCCCAUCUCUUCUCGGAACAACCAACUUACAGGGCAGUGUAAGCGUUUGCACAUCAUGUCAGACUGCCUUACUGGGGAGAAGUAUUAAUUGUAAUUUAAUUUUCAAGCAACUUGUAAUUGCUAGAAAAAGAGGAAUAGAAUAUUAAAUCAUCAGUUGUUGGACUUCACAAUUGUUAUCAGUGCAAGGUUGGUUUUGCAGAAAAAAAAAAAAAUGGUUUUCUUAUCUAAAAAGUGGCAUUGAAUCUGUUUUAUUCAGAGAAAACAGAAGUCCUCUGUUUGUAGGGACCACGUCUCUAUAGGGGCAAACUUGCUUUGUUCUACAUGAAAACCUAUAUAGCAAAUGAAAUAUUUCAUAGGAUGUACAAGCCUGAAAUACAUUGGCACCUCUUUUGUCUUAACUGGGAGAAUGAAGGUAAUUAACUUGGGUUGGAGUUCCUCAGUGUGGAUGCUGCAUAUUCACAGUUGGGGGAAUCAUCUGUUGUAUGCAGCUCCUGCACGACAGCAACUCAGCAAACACUGUGCUGAGCUCGUGCUGGACCUGUCCUCUGGUUCCAGUAUAAGCUGGGGAACGACCUGUUAUAGAGCAGCGUAGGGGAAAGGGACCUGGGGGUCCUGGGGACAGCAGGGUGACCAUGAGCCAGCACUGGGCCCUUGUGGCCAGGAAGCCAAUGGUACCUGGGGUGGGUUAGAAGGGGGUGGUCAGUGGGUCAGAGAGGUUCUCCUGCCCCUCUGCUCUGCCCUGGGGAGACCACACCUGGAAUCUUGUGUCCAGUUGUGGCCCCUCAGUUCCAGCAGGACAGGGAACUGCUGCAGAGAGUCCAGCGCAGCCACCAAGGUGCUGAAGGGAGUGGAGCAUCUCCCGUGUGAGGAAAGGCUGAGGGAGUGGUUGAGGUUGGAAAGGACCUCUGGAUGUCCAACUUAAGCAAUCUAGUCUGACCCUGUGUGACACAUAUAUAAACUUUUGUUUGCUUCUUCUAGUGAUUCAAGAAUUUCUUAAAAAAAAAAAAAAAAGGAUGAAAGAAUAAAAGAUGGGCAAGACUUGUCCUAAUGUCUCUCCACCACCCUUUCAAAAAGUCAUAUGCGCUUUAUGACUAUUUCAAGGAAUUGCACUGUUCUUAUUGCUCCCUGAACGUACAGAUUUCCAUAACCAGGAAGAUGAACAGAAUUCUAUGUCCUGUAGGUGCUCAGAAGGGAGGGAACAUGCUGCCAAUGACUACUAGGCAUGUAUUCCAGUGACAUUUUCACGUCAUGAGUUCUCUCUGAGAGCAACUGGGAUGAGAAGACAUUUACAUCAGGUGCAGUUCCAGCUUCAUGUUAUUCUGGAGAGCUAUGGAGAUGUAGAAUCUGAAGUUGAUAAAAUGAGAAUUUCAAAAUGUAUUUUUCUGCUGCAAAUCUUUUAUGCAAAUGUACCUCCUGUGCUAACUGGUAUGCAAAAUACAUCUGUCCAGGCUUGGAAAAUUCA